Toxorhynchites rutilus septentrionalis is the source of this 1632-nucleotide messenger RNA. RefSeq lists its product as uncharacterized. The coding region runs from base 175 to 1392 and encodes 405 amino acids. The transcript has 4 exons. NCBI's taxonomy places the organism in Eukaryota, Metazoa, Arthropoda, Insecta, Diptera, Culicidae. The record is from RefSeq and is a predicted model, not a curated record.
CUGACAAAAAAUGAAACAAUAAAUUUGCCCAUGUCAUGUAGUGAUCACAUACAACCAAACAUUACUGAUAACAUGUACAGGACUAUAAAAUAAUAUAUCUUGAGACAGACCUGAGUGCAUUCGGUUCCCCAAUUAAUCCAGUGUUUCUGCACUCGUAGAGAACACUCGCGUGAAAUGGGUAAUAAAAAAGGUCCAAUCGGUUGGCUGGAUAAAAGCUUCUUUGAGAAGGUGUUAGGCCAAGCGAAAAAUGACAAAUCACUAACGGUGAAGGAUUUCUUCAUAAAUCGACAUGUGAGUGCUAGUGAACAAUUUUCGAGCACAUUGUAUCGGGCCAUUGUCAGCUAUCGGUCCAAGGAUAGGCUGGAACAAAUUGCAUUUGUCAUCAAGCUAACUUCGUCGAAAACUAACCGACUCGAUGAUGUUGCUUCAUUCGAGAAUGAAGCCAAUCUGUACAAAGAUACGAUUAGACGGAUGCAGAGUUUAUUCAAAACUUCAGGUGAAGCUAAUGUCCAGUUAGCCCCAGAACUAGUGUUUGUCUCUGUUGAUCCCCAGCCUAUGAUAAUUCUAGAAGAUGUAUCUUCCAAAAAAUAUGAGCUUCACAAAGGUUUAAUGAAUCUGACUAAUUCUAUGUUGGUAGCCCGGAAGUUGGCGAUUUUUCAUGCUUCUUCCUAUUCUCUGCUGAAUGAUACCAAGAACAAAAACCCAAUAAACGUCUCAAAUGGCCUUUUCAAUGGGACGGCAAAUGACGGAGUGAAAUUCAUGGAGCAAAAUUUCGUUAUUUUUGUAGAAGAGAUAUCAAAGUGGAGUGGAUUCGAGAAGUACGCGGAAAAUUUCAAAAAGCUUAUACCGAGCUUUUGGCCUCUUGGUUUAGACAUUUUUAAACAAGACAACCGAGCCUUCGCUACCACAGUGUUGAAUCACGGCGAUUUUCAUUACAAUAAUAUGCUUGUUCAAUUUGAUAGCAGUAGAACAUGCGUCUCUGAUAUACUGUUUAUUGAUUUCCAGUUGAGCUUUUACGGUACACCUGCUGUAGAUUUGAUAUACUUCCUAUAUUUGGUUUGUGAUCGUGAAACACGUGAUAACCACAGACAGGAACUGAUUUAUCACUACCACCUGGCACUGGUCGAAACCUUAACAAAAAUAGGAUUCUUGGGCAAGAUUCCUACUUUAUUGGAUCUAAACUGUGACUUACUGAGAUGUGGGUUCUUAGAAGUUAUCAUUUCAGUUUGCUUCAUGCCAUUCCUUUUCGCCGAUUACAAUGCCAUACAGAAUGUAUUCAGCAGCGCUCAAAAUGCAACAGAGUAUAGGAGACAACUGUACAACAACCCACAAUAUGGAAAGUUGAUCGAAGGUUUAUUACCAUAUUUUCUGCACAAAGGAUUCAUCUGCUAACGGACCUUCAGAAAACGUAACACGAAAAAAGAAAGGAUAAUCUAUGAUUGCAAUGCCAAUGCGUUCGAAGAGUUUUCGAAUUUUUUAUAGCUAAAUACGUUAAGGAAUGGAAAUAAUAAAAAUAGGGGAAAUGAGGGUAAGUCGGACAUGUUAAGAAGAACUUCAAUUGUAUCUUUGGAAACUCAUAUUUUCCAAAACAUAAAAACAGUUUCUUGCCGUUCAAUAUACUGGUUUUCGAAA